Messenger RNA from Wallemia mellicola CBS 633.66, 1706 nucleotides. RefSeq lists its product as hypothetical. NCBI's taxonomy places the organism in Eukaryota, Fungi, Basidiomycota, Wallemiomycetes, Wallemiales, Wallemiaceae. Bases 11 to 1144 code for a protein of 377 amino acids. The record is from RefSeq and is a predicted model, not a curated record. The transcript is spliced from 5 exons. Gene Ontology annotation, biological process: tRNA modification.
GUUGACGAUGAUGACAUCCAAUGGUUUGAUUCAGAGUGUUAGAGAGAGUGGCAGAUAUGUUGUAGAUAAUGGACUACUAAACAUAUCAGAUGAUGCUAUAGAUAUCGUACUGAAUAGAAUAAACAACGAAACUUUCGAGAAGUUAUCAACAAAUCAUGGAUAUAAGUUACCACUGAAGUUCUCAAAUAUCUCGGAGGAACUCUCUGUAUUUGGUUUGCUAUCUGCCUUGAAUUUCGCUAGCGGAUAUAGAGAGACAUUACACAAAUACACUGGGAAGGGUGCAUUCGAUAAUAUCAAGAGAUUUGUACUAGGGUUAUUCCUUUCUAAAGACUCCGGGACACUCACUGUCGACGGCUUAGAGGGGUUCACCAAUGAGUUUACGAUUGAGUUGCUCGAUAUUAAGCCAUUCAACGAGAAGCCACAUCCGACAUUACCUGGCGUCGUUGUUGGUGAACGUGACGAUGUGGCUUUCGAGUUCGUCAAUCUCGUUACUAGCACGCUGAAUGACAUUGGACGCACUUUGAGACAGCUUAAUAAAGCAUCUUUUGGUGAUUACCUAUUUGAUUUGUUCAGUCAGGCAAGCGGGGCUGAUAAUAUUGUUAACGAUCUUGUUACGCGUUUCGAAAGCUUCAGAGAUGAACACACUGUCAAGGUUGGUGCGGAUAAUGUUCAGAUUAAGCUAUACAAGAAGGCACUUAUCCUGGUAGAGACUAUAUCGAUUGAGUUGCGCGGAAGAUCGGACGUGCCAUUUGAAUUGCCUAGUGUUGAACUUCCUAUAUUCUCAGAUAAUGUCAUUCCAUCGAUGUUGCUCCACUGGGGGAUCAUAGAGAUACCUGAAUCAAGCAGCCACUUUGACGAAACCACCAAAAGGGCUUUCAAACAUGAUGAGGAAGAGUACAAAGCUAUCAUAGAUGGUCUUGAACAGGAGCAGCAGCGUGAUUUAGGAGCUGUCGUACAAGGACCUUCACUCUCUUCUUCACAAGCAGCACUCAUAAGAUCCGCUGCUGUUGAAGCAGUACGUAGAAUGGCAACGAAAUCUCCACAUUCGGAGGUUGAAUUCGACGCAUAUAUCUGGUCAGUUAGUAAACAAGAUCACUAUCGCCGUUUGGUUAGAUUCUCAGAACAAAAUACUGUAUAUUAUUAAAGAAGAUUAGAAUAUAUUACAAGCAGUGUUUUCGUAUGCGUUUUCGUUUAAAAAAUUCUAUGGAGAUAAACUCUGGGCUUUCUCGUGGUUCCGUAGAGCUUGUCGCUUAUUUUGAUACCAGAUCCUGACUGAAUUCGGAGACAUAUUGAGCUCAGUUGCUAGUGCUUGCCUUUCGUCAUUCGAAGGGAAUGGGUUGGCGUCGUAGCAACUCUGUAGCCGUUCAAGUUGAUAGGCGUUAGCUCGUUUCCUUUUAGCUUUUAUCGGCGCUUGCGCUGUAAGUGAUAAUGAUGUUGAUGCGUUGCUGCUACUGCUGCUAUCCUCGCGUGAAUGUGAUGAGAAUGGUUUAGGGAGUUCUAUAACAUUGCUAUCCUUUUUGCUAAAUGGUAAUCGCAUGUCUUGUUUUUAUAAGUUAUGAUUUUUUUGAUGUAGUUCAGUGACAACAGCGGGAAAUUUGAUGAGAAUAAUCAGAACUUUAUUACCCAACGUUAUAUCUUUACCCCUUAAACAGACAACACCAGAAUCAGGGUAGUGGCACGAAUUUUGAGGUACGACAUAGAUCCGC